Messenger RNA from Fimicolochytrium jonesii, 2795 nucleotides. RefSeq lists its product as uncharacterized. Lineage: Eukaryota; Fungi; Chytridiomycota; Chytridiomycetes; Spizellomycetales; Powellomycetaceae. The record is from RefSeq and is a predicted model, not a curated record. The transcript has 6 exons. The coding region runs from base 163 to 2685 and encodes 840 amino acids. Gene Ontology annotation, biological process: carbohydrate metabolic process. Gene Ontology annotation, molecular function: hexosyltransferase activity; UDP-glycosyltransferase activity.
CAUGUCUUCAUAUAUCUACGGAUGAAGCUAUAAAGACCCUGAAGAUUUCGUCCCGUUCCUCGCCAGACAACACAACCUCUGGAUCUGUUGUAGUCGUGGGGCUGAUCCAUCAUUUUCCCGGACGAUAUAACCUAGACCCUCGCGUUUUUUACCUUGGGCCGGAUGCGUCCAAUCCAAAGUAACUCCUUCGUGGAGCUCGCAUCCGAAGUCGAUCUCCAACAAAACGGCCUCCUCUCCAUCCCCCGCCUCUCGCACACUUCCCAGGCACCCCCGCCGUACGAUGCAGGAACAAGCGAAGUGGUACCGUCCGACUCCUUCGAGGAGCUGUUCCAGCAACGACCGAUCCCGCUAGGUACGGCGCAGCUUGCGUCGCCUGGAGGACAUGAGGCGGCGUAUCCACCACCGGCGCAUCCGCAAUUGAAUGGGGAGACGAGGAUUGAUGUGUCGGUGCCGAUUAUGAAUAUUGUGAUUCAAAUUGUGGGGAGUCGGGGGGAUGUGCAGCCGUUUUUGGCGUUGGCAAAGGAGUUGCAGAUUUAUGGGCAUAGAGUCCGCAUAGCAACACAUGAAACCUUCCGCGCCUGGAUCCGCCGCAACGAAGUCGAAUUCUACCCCAUUGGCGGCGACCCAGCGGUGUUGAUGGCUUUCAUGGUGGAAAACAAAGGUCUGAUACCAAGCUACGCGUCGAUCGCAAAGGGGGAUAUCGGCUCGAAGCGGAAGAUGAUUAGGGAGAUUUUGAGGGGGAGUUGGAAGAGUUGUGUUGAGGCUGAUGAGGAGACUGGCCAACCCUUCCGCGCCUCAGUUAUAAUCGCUAACCCCCCCUCCUUCGGCCACAUCCACUGCGCCGAAAAGCUCAGCAUCCCGCUCCACAUGUCCUUCACCAUGCCGUGGGUGCGCACAAUCUCCUUCCCACACCCGCUAACCAACAUCGAGCACAGCAAAACCGUCCACAAGCUCGUCAAUAAGAUGAGCUACGGCGUCGUCGACACACUGACGUGGUUGGGGGUCGGGGAUGUGAUUAAUGAGUUUAGGAGGGAUGUGCUGGGGUUGAAGAGGAUGGGUGUGCAGCAGGGGACCGAGACGGUGGAGUAUAUGGAGGUGCCCUGGACGUUUUGUUGGAGUCCGAGUUUGAUUCCUAAGCCGGUUGACUGGGGGCCCAAUAUUGCGAUUUCGGGCUUCUACUUCCUCGAUCAAGCCAACAACUACACCCCACCACCGGACCUCUCCACCUUCCUCAACCUCUCCCCCGCCCCUAUCUACAUCGGCUUCGGCAGCAUCACUGGCCAAGAUCCUGGCAAAUUCACAUCCACGAUCCUCCAAGCCGUGCAACAAGCCGGCGUGCGCGCCAUCAUCUCCAAAGGGUGGAUGAACAUGGGCGGCGGGGAAAGCGGGGCCAAAAGCGGUAUACCGGAUUUGGGAGAUAAAGUCCUCUUCAUAGGGGAUUGUCCGCAUGAUUGGUUGUUUCAGCAUGUGGCGGCGGUGGUGCAUCAUGGAGGGGCUGGGACGUUGAGUGCGGGACUGAGGUGUGGGAAGCCGACGGUUGUGGUGCCGUUUUUUGGGGAUCAGUUUUUCUGGGGGGCAAUGGUUUAUCGGAUGAAAGCCGGUCCUCUCCCUGUCCCCGCAAAAGACCUAACAGCCUCCGGCCUCGCCGCCGCCAUAACCACAGCCCUCUCCCCCGCCACCGUUCACGCCGCUCAACACAUCGCAAACCAAAUGGCCCAAGAAAAUGGCGUCAAGCUCGGCGUCGCAUCCCUCCACGCCUCCCUCCCAUUAUCCACAACCCUCCACAGCGCACUCAACAGCACCUACGCCGCCUCCCUCUAUGCGCCAAAACACAACCUCCAGCUCUCCCAGCAGGUCGCGCAGGUGCUCGUAGCCACGGGCGCCAUAGCAGAAACUGAGUUGGAGUUUCUGAGAACCGAGCGGUGGUUCAUCCCGCAUGAACAUGAUGGGAUACCCGGCACCGGCGCGGUGAGGGUGUUGAUGGACAGGCUGUCGAAUGUGGUGAGAGCCCCUGUGGCCGCGGCGAGGCGAGAGAGAGAGAAAGGGGGUGGGGUGUUUGCGAGGGGUUUGGUGGGGGUUUGGGCGGCGAUUUUGGCGCUUUGUUGGUUGGCGUGCUGUCCUUAUGAGAUGGGCUACUACACGCUAAUAGAAGUCGGAGAUUUCUUCCGCCGCUUUCCCCUCCUCUACGAUCGGUACUCGCGUGAGCAAUCCAUCCGCCCCAUCAACAACUUCGGCGUUGGUCUCAUCGAAGGCUUCCGCCAAAUCGCCGUCGGAGUCUGGGCAGCGUUCGCCGAUAUCUUCCGCCGCCCCGUCCAAUACGGCCGCUCCCACGGUUGCUUCCUCGGCUUCUUCCUCGGCCUGCUCAUCGGGUGUCUCAACGUCACAAAAGCUCUCGGCGGGUUAUUGACGGGCGUUGGGUGUUGGUUGAAAGGCGCGGUGAGGCAGGCGGCGAAGCGCAAGCGCGCGAAGAAGGUGUUUGAGGGCGAGUUGGGCGUGCAGGUGCCGCCGAGGACGCCGAAAAAAUGGUGGUGGCAGAGGAGGAAGCCGAGGGUUGUUGAAGAGGCGUGGUGGGAGGAGGCGGGGAGGAAGAGUGGGUUUGAAAGGGCGGAGUGUGAGCGGAUCGUGAGAGAGUUUGAGAUGGUUGUGGAGAAAAGGAGGAAUAGUCGGUGGUGGAGGAGCUCGUAGUCGUAAAGAUCCAGGCAGUGGGGAAAAGAGACGAUGUGAUACCUCGCUGAUAUUAGAGCAAAUGUGAUCUCUGACAUUCACGGGAGUAAGACUCGGAACGAAUGCGAGAA